Molecule: messenger RNA, 983 nt
Organism: Suillus fuscotomentosus
Lineage: Eukaryota; Fungi; Basidiomycota; Agaricomycetes; Boletales; Suillaceae
Exons: 5
Coding region: 107-574 (155 amino acids)
Source: RefSeq, a predicted model, not a curated record
UAAUGGUAGAGGCCGGCGGUAUUUCCAAAAAAAAUGUGCAUUUAUUUACAAAAAAGUAGCGCUACAAAGAUCGAUUUUUAUCUCAACAACGAAGCAAGCUAUUGACAUGGUCCAAGCGACAAAACUGAUCAGAAAAAUCGAACGCAGACGGCCAGCGAAAAAACUAAGCGAUUUGGUGAAGUUCGUAGUCACCUGCUCUCAGAGCCAACAGUCUACAACAAUACUUUUUUCUCCAGUCAAACGUCUCCCUUACCCCACUAUGAAAGUGCUACCGCUCCUUGACACAUCCGAAAUCAUGGCAUACACUGGUGCAAGAAAAUCGACGAUUGAAAGGGUUGCGCGAUGCUAUAAGUUCACUGGGAAGCCUGGCAGAACUCGAAUGAUGGACUUGGAAGAUAUUGAGUACAUGCAUGGCCAUUUGUCCCGCAGCUGUGAUAUGUAUCUAGACGAACUCCGUGAUGAGAUUAGCCAGGCUCGCGGGAAACACCUGUCAUUGUCCACAAUCUGGCGAACACUUCAUCGCACGGGCUAUUCAAGGAAGAAAGUUAGUGUCUUGACGCUACAGCUGCUCUGACGUCUGGGACAGACCUGGAUCCACCUGGCACUGUGGCCGCUGACAAAGUGCUGGACUUUUUUGGUGGAAUGGGCUGUGGCCGUGGUUUAGUCUUUGAGACGACUUCCUGGCUUGGAGGAUGUUCUGCCUGUGUACCACUGGGGGCUGUAAUUGCUUUUUCAGAGGACAACUGCAUUUCCGAGGCUCCUUGACCUUGCGCACUCGGGUAGAAGCCUUUGCCAUCCUGCGAGACAAUGUAGCAGACCGGGAAAAGUGAGAUGUGUGUGAAUUUAGUUUUUAUGCUAGCGGACAUGAGGCAAGUGUCCAUUUCGCCAAAUCAUUCCAUCCUUUCUACAGUCUUCUGCGCCUCAUUUUUCUGAUCAAUUCUACUGGCUCUGAGAGCAGGUGACUACGAACUUCACCGAAUCGC